Messenger RNA from Anneissia japonica, 3542 nucleotides. RefSeq lists its product as uncharacterized. Bases 25 to 2709 code for a protein of 894 amino acids. The transcript has 2 exons. Gene Ontology annotation, molecular function: nucleic acid binding. The record is from RefSeq and is a predicted model, not a curated record. Gene Ontology annotation, biological process: DNA integration. Lineage: Eukaryota; Metazoa; Echinodermata; Crinoidea; Comatulida; Comatulidae.
UUUUUGUGGUGGGUAAACGGUGACAUGCGUAAACCAUACAGUGAAUAUCGAAUGUUUGUGCAUCUUUUCGGUGCAACUUCAUCUCCAUGUUGUGCAGGUAAAGCACUGAAACAGAGAGCUGAUGAUUGUGAAUCAUCCAACAGCGACGAGAUAGGAAAACAAGCCAUUGAAGUCAUUAGAACUAGCUUCUAUGUGGAUGAUUGCCUUGCCACAGCAAAGGACAACCAGACUGCCAUUAGGUUGGUGAGUAGAUUAACCAACAUCUUACGUCAGGGUGGCUUCCAGCUUACAAAAUGGCUAAGCAAUGAACGAGAAGUUAUCGACAGCGUACAAGAGACUGAGCGAUCUCCAUCUGUUUCACUUUCACUUGACGAACUGCCUACAGAGCGGACUCUAGGUGUAUGUUGGAACGCAGGUAAGGACAGCUUUACAUUCCAACUAGCGCCCAAAGAAAAACCAGCGACUCGAAGAGGAUUGCUCUCAAUUACCAGCUCGAUCUUCGACCCUUUAGGUAUGGCUGCUCCAUAUGUUUUAUUAGCUAGAUCCCUCCUUCAGGGGGUGUGUAGGAGAGGUGCGGAUUGGGACGAGCCGUUGACCGACAGUGAAAGGGCGACCUGGAACAAAUGGAUGGAACGGACAUCAAUAUUGUCACGGGUUAGUGUACCUAGAUGGAAGAAACUCGACUCAAAUACAGACGCUCAACUGCAUAUAUUCUGCGAUGCGUCGGAGAAGGGUUACGCUGCUGUGGCCUAUCUGCGCGUUAAGAAUCAAGGUAAGAAACCUUCUGUAGAAUUUGUUCUUGGUAAAGCUAGGGUUACACCAAUGAAACUUGUCACUAUCCCUAGGUUAGAGCUAAUGGCUGCAGUAUUAGCUGCAACGCUCGAUAGCACCAUCAGAAGGGAAAUUGCCUUCUCAUUUAAGGAAACAGUCUAUUGGAGCGACUCCAUGAUAGUCCUAAGCUAUAUCCGAAAUGAAAGCCGUCGCUACAAAACGUUUGUAGCUAAUAGAGUAUCUAAGAUACUAAGCGUCUCUAAUAAACACCAAUGGAGACACGUACCAAGUGAAGAAAACCCCGCUGAUGAAGGUUCCAGGGGCACAUACGAAUUAGGUAAGUGGUUAACAGGCCCAGAAUUCUUGCCAAAAGAUGAAUCAAACUGGCCCGUAUCCAGAUAUAUCGAAAAUGAUCAGGUAAGUCAUGACCCAGAAAUUAGAAAGUCGGUGGUAGUAAACCAGGUAACGAUAGGUGAUGGUAGUCUUAUGGCGAAGUUAACAUCUAAGUACUCAUCUUGGUCGAAGCUUGUACGUGUCCUUGGGUGGAUCUUACGAUUUGUAAAAUCCCUCAGACUCAAGGUGAGACAUCAACCCGUAGUAACAAGCAACCUGCUUGUGUCAGAAUUGCAAGAAAGUGAGACAAUGAUUAUUUCAUGGAGACAAAGGCAGUCGUUCCCGAACUGGAAAUCAGACAAGCGACUCAAGAAUCUAAAUCCAGUACUAAUAGGUCAAGUAAUUAGAGUAGGAGGUAGGCUUGAUCGUGCUAGAAUCGACUAUGAUGCCCAACACCCAAUUAUAUUGGCUAACGAUAGUCAAUUAGUCAAGUCACUAGUGAUGUAUUACCACUUGAAGGUUGGACAUAAUGGAUGGACAGCAACAUUGAACGCUCUCCGGGAAAGAUUUUGGAUCUUAAAAGGUAGAUCAGUGGUUAAAGGCAUCCUUAGAAACUGCGUUACUUGCAAAAGAAUGAAUGCAAGAAGGUGUGAACAGCAGAUGGCAUCUCUUCCUGUCGAACGCACCACUGCAGAUAAACCACCUUUUACUUUCACCGGUGUUGAUUAUUUCGGUCCCAUAGACGUCCGACAAGGUCGUUCUACUGUCAAACGAUAUGGAUGUAUUUUCACCUGUCUUGUUUCAAGGGCUGUCCACCUUGAGGUUGCUGAUAGUCUAAGCACAGAUUCUUUUAUAAACGCUUAUAGGCGAUUUGUGGCCAGGCGUGGCGAACCGUCAAAAAUGUUCAGUAAUAACGGAACUAACUUUGUUGCACGUGAAAAAGAGCUUAGAAAAGCCUUGACUGAUAUGAACCAAAGUGUCGUAGAAGAAUUCCUUCAUACCAAGGGUGUUGAGUGGCACUUUAACCCACCUGCAGCUAGCCACUUUGGCGGCGUUUGGGAAUGCCUAAUAAGAUCGGUAAGAAAAAUAUUGUGUAAUGUUCUUAAACAACAGGUGAUUAACAAUGAUGUACUACUUACGGUUUUAGCCGAAGCAGAAUCAAUAUUGAAUUCUAGACCACUCACAGACUUAUCACCAGAAGCUUAUGACGAUGAGCCAUUGACACCUAAUCACCUUCUCUUAAUGCGAAAGGGCCCUGUUGCUCCUGUAGGUAGAAUUGAAGCUUAUGGCAAAAGGCGUUGGCUCCAGGUACAGUAUUUAGCUUCGCUUUUUUGGACCCGUUGGAAGAGGGAAUAUUUGCCCCUUCUUCAGAAACGGCACAAAUGGACAACACCAAGACAAAACGUAGAGGUAAGUGACAUUGUUCUUUUGGUAGAUGAGACCCUUCCCAGAGGAAGAUGGACGAUGGGAAAAGUCUUGUCUGUCUAUAGAAGCCAGGACGGAAGAGUACGCAGUGUCGAUGUCAAGGUAGCAGGAGGUGUUCUAAGACGUCCAAUCGCCAAGCUAUGUAUAAUAUACAGAGGAUCCAUUGCAAAGAAGCAGUAGUUGCGAACUUGUAAUAAUAACAUUGUUAGUUGUAGUUAAGUGUUUAAUUUUAUUGAAUAAAGUUCUGAAAUCCUGUGUUGUUUUUAUGAUUUCAGCGUGGGGAGUGUUAGAUCUCUCCAGUGCUGUGCGCCCUCAUCGUCCAUUUUUUGUGCGCAUUGUGAGGCGGAGCGAACUUUGAAAAUUCGCGUUACUCGUAAGCAUGUAUCGGUCUAAGAAAGACGCAUGAAACUUUGCUGGUAAAGUUACCAACGUGCGAGCGUAAAUGCUUUACCUUUUUUUACAUGGCUUUCAGUAGCAGUCAAUGACUGAACAGAUAAUGUUAACUAAGAAGAUUAACAUGAGUUUUUGAGGCUAAAGGCGGUCAUAUUCACGUAAGGUUAUUUAAUAUACUGUAUUUAAUCAAUUAUUAAGAUGAGACAGUUUAUUGUACUGUAUUGAUAUUAUACAUUGUCAGUUUUCUCAUUAUCGAACAGUUUUAAUAAUACAUUUUGUAAUUUACUGUAAAGGGUUUAAAUGAUCAGUUGUUUACUUGCAGUAUUGCAAUAAUGUAUUUACAUGAGUGUAACUUCAUGAUUUUUAUGAUACUAUCAAUGAUUCAUUUUCUACUUGUUUACUUAUUUUAUUUAUCUAUUUUUUAUCUAUAUUUUUUAUAUUAAUUAUUCGUAUUUGUACUUUUGUAUUUAGUCACCGAACAAUAGAUCGGACCGAACAAUAGAUCGGACAGCCGAUUUGGUAGUCAAACAGACACAGUUGAAACAAAUAAAGGUUGAGAUUGCUUAACUGAUGGUCGCAUUGUUACCUUGUUCGAGUUUGUGUGAAUGACCAAAGACGCC